This is a messenger RNA of Talaromyces rugulosus, 3903 nucleotides long. RefSeq lists its product as uncharacterized. The transcript has 3 exons. NCBI's taxonomy places the organism in Eukaryota, Fungi, Ascomycota, Eurotiomycetes, Eurotiales, Trichocomaceae. Bases 1 to 3903 code for a protein of 1300 amino acids. The record is from RefSeq and is a predicted model, not a curated record.
AUGCCCUGGAGCAGUACCAGUAGCCCUGCUCUUGGUGCAACUCAUUCGCCAAUCGCGGGCUCAUCUCCUACGAGUCGCCGGAACAAUGCCAUUCAGCCUCCGGCGUUGACAACGGCACUAAGUGGUGUUCCCUUCCAAAGCCUGAGUGCCGGUAGUAGGCUAGGGUAUACUCCGUCGCCAGCGACGUCUUUCUCGAGCCCGUUUUCGCAAACCCAGUCGCCGUACCUUCCGUCUCCCAGCGUUGCUAUCCCAGGACCGUCCCCAAUGGCUUCGAGAGUGCCGUCUUCGUCGUAUAACGCCCCAUACAACCCUCAGGAAUGGGCUCCCAUGGGGGGUGGUGGUGGCUCUCAAAUAACCCAUCUUGCCCAGCCGCAGCAGCGAAGUAAUGUCGUACGCGUCGCUCCACGUUCUUCAGAUACUCAGCUGUCGCCGCCGCCGCCUUACACCCCUCGUCACCAAGCAACAUCGCCGCAAGAUCAUACGUCUGUGCCGACUCCUUCCUUGCAAGGGCGCCCUCGUGAUGCUCCCGUACUACCGCAAGAUGCUCAUUCAAUGGGAUAUCGCAAUUCCGGCUCUCAAUCUCGACCUCUUUCAAUGAUCUCACAGAACGACGGCAGUGCGAAUUGGCAGAACGCAUACAUUUCCCCGCCCCCUCCACCUCCCGGGCCAUCUCGAUCGUCGCCAAUAGUCACUGUAGAUCCUUAUCGGGGUGGAUUUGAACCGGGACUUGGAAUAUCGCGACCUGGGUCUACCGCAUCUCAUUAUGCUGUCGCUCCGCCACAGCAAUCGCCAUAUGGAUACGCUGAAACUACCCCGCAAUUUGAACAUCCCCCAUCAUCUAGAAGAGCUGUAUCCACUGGCGCGCUACAGAGCACUGGCUCGUCGAGAGCGUCAAGCGCAUCGCAGAGUCGCUCUCCUCCGCGGACAAGAUGGGAACCGGGGAUGCCAUUACCACCACCUCCUCCUGGACCACCGCCAGGAAGGUCUCAGAGUGCCAGUGGCUCCUCGGAUGCGUCGUCAAGACGUGCUCUACAUGCCUCCAUUGGACGUGGUCCUCCAAUAUUGGGCACCGCUCUUGGCCGGGUCCCUCCAACUCCCGCUGACUGGGUCGAGGAGCCCACAGUACCAACAAGGGAAGUUCAUGAAAACAGUUCAUUGCACAUCAACACCGAGGUAAUACCCCCUUCGUCACAAUCGCUGUCAAAAAGGCCAGAGUCUGGUGAACGAUCCUCUUCUUCGCAACGAGGGAGUGGUCUAUUUCGCACCUUAGCUGUGAGGGAUAGUAGCGCGAAAGGAAUCCGCGAGCGUCGAAUAGAGAGUCGGCAUAAAAGGAACAAUGUGUCCGAGGAUCUAACGACCAUGUCAAAUAACCACCACCAAAGCAGCAAUCCAUGGGAAGAAUUUCCGAACCGAAUCACGCCUUCAAACCUCGUCCUUUCUAGCGCUGAACGGAAUGAUCCCACUGCAAGUGGCCAUCGUCAGGGGUCUUCGAAGCCACUUACCAGUGCGCGAAGCUCGAAAUCAGAAGAUGUGCCGUCCAGUAGCCGAUCCAGAACGUCAUCUGGACUCUUCUCUGGCCGGUCUUCAUUCUCCACGCCAAAACCGGAUUCUAUUUUCUCUCACCAAGAGAUCACACCCACUCCACCUUUCUCUCCUGAUCUUAAUUCGCCGUAUUCGAAAGAUCAGCAUAAUGUGUCUUCCUCUAAAGCUUUGCCAACACCUCCACAUAAGUCAGCCCAGGAAGUAAAAUCAGCUUCACGCCUUGGGGUCAGCAAGCCGGAAGAGAGGCCGGUAUCUCAUUUGUUGCAUCUGCCAAAUGAAAUCGUUUCCGUGCCAGCUCCUCUUCUACCACGUCGAAUGUCGAUAGAGCAAGCACCGUCUAUGGACUCUAUCAUUCAUCAGGGCCCCAGUCCAUUGGACGGCGCCUUGAGCAGAUACCAGGCUGUUCUCGACAAAGAAGCUGCGUCAACAAACGAGGCCGAUGCAUUGAAAUUAUUUAUAGAUUUUAUGAUUUCCGAGUCACGAAUUCGGCGCCAGCUAUACCCUAAAGCUUUCAACGACGGCGGUUUCGAUAUCGAUGGAGCUCGACAGAAGCUUUUUUCGCAGGAAAUCCCACAAGAAAAGCCUGCCAAAAUCAAGUUGGAUACUUCUUUCAAACAGACAUCACCUUCCCGCGGCGCAAAUGGUGCUUCUGGAGGCGUGUCAAGACCCGAAUCCGCCUGGUGGAAUAACUACCAGCCUUGUCUGUCUCCAAUUGCAAGCAUCAGCAUUGAGAAUGAUGAAAUGAGCUCUCGUGGUCGACCACCCAGCCGCUGGUGGGAGUCGAAGACGGGGUCUAGCAGUGAAGGAGCUGAACGUCGAGCUCAAAGAUCCAAACGGGAAUCAAAGUAUAUGGGAGUUCCCCGUGAGUUACGUGAGGCUAUGCAAAUGGGCUAUAAUGGGACUCUGCGAGAAGCGGAGGAGGAACAAGGCGCUGGUAGUCAAGAUGCGCCAUCGCUCGGCUACGGACCACAUGAAUACCCCCCUGAAAAGGUUGGGUGGCAUGAAGACGAUUCUCAGGACUUGGCUCAACCUCAGGUUUAUACUCCUCGAAAUGUGUACGGUCACGAUACUCGGCAGUACAAGUUGGAUAUUUCACGAUUGGUUACACUUCCACCACCGUAUCCACGACAUCAUCCUGCUGUCAACAACAGCCAUCCGGAUCUGGUGGCCUACCGAACCACUGUUCGCUCUAUCAGCGAUCUUUCUGAGGUUAAAGCGACCAGGCAGCGCAACCAGCUUCAAGCAGAAACGCUACGGCAGGAGCACGAUCAGAAGAUCCAGGAGAGUCGACGACAGUUUCGAGAAAAUAUCCAACAGCAGAUUCAACAAGGAGGUAUCUCAUAUGCCGAGGCUGCCGAAGCCGAAGCCGCUCUCGAAGUUGACGAGAAUCGAAUGGAAAAGGACUUGCUGCAGGGCCAAUUCGACUCUUACCAAAGCACUGUGAUGAAACCGUUGCAUGCCAUUCUCAGUGACCGUGUCAUGAAAGCCACCGAUUGCAUUAAUGAACUCAGUGGAAAAUUGAGUGCGGCUACUCAGCAUGAGAAUCCCAAUCAAACCCAAGAAGAAGGGGACGAGAAACCCGAGUUAUUAGAGCAGCUUACUCAACUGAAAUGGCUUUUUGAGGCUCGUGAACAGCUCCAUCGUGAAAUCUAUGAGCUGCUUGGCGAAAGCAAUGAGAAAUACCGUGCUGUUGUCACCUUGCCGUACAAACAAAGCAAGAAUGAGGAAAAGAUCCGAGAGACGGAUACGUUCUUUGUGAAAGAUGCUCUCGACCGCCGUGUUCAGUACGAAACGGAUAGCCUGUCUAGAAUCGAUGCCUUUAUGGAUAUUGUCGAAGAGAAUGUCAAGCGCGGCGUCGAGACUCACCUGUCGGCAUUCUGGGAUAUUGCUCCAUCCCUGCUGACAUUGGUGCAGCAGGCGCCCGCCAAUCUUUCCGACUUCCAGGUCCUCAUUCCGACGAGCGAGUACGAUGAAAACCCUAGCUACUACCAGUUUCCCCUACAGUAUCUGUAUUCCCUUCUCUCGCACGCGGAAAAGUCGACCUACCAGUUUAUUGAAUCCCAAAUCAAUUUGCUCUGUCUCCUGCAUGAGGUCAAGACGGGAGUCAUGAGCACGAGCUGCAAACUCAUGGAAGCCCAACGCAUUCGCCGCGGCGAACCCGAGGACUUUAUCGGACGGGAGAUGCAGAAACUGCGUGCCCGUGAAGAGCGCGACUUGACUGGGGACUUGAAAGAGAGAGUCUCGACGGUUGAAGUUCAAUGGACAGAGGCUCUUGGCGGCGAGAUACAAGGUCUUCGGGAGAGAGUCAAGGACCAUCUCAUGACUCAGGGUGGAUGGGAUGAUAUAGAGCAGUUAGAGUAG